AUGUCUCGCACCAACAAAAAGAGAAAAGAGCCAUCCUACGAGAAAGAUGUUGUUUUAAAUAAAAAGCUAGAGAAUGCAAACUCCAACUCUUCUGUAUAUACCUCUGAUGAAGAUACUGUAGAUACGUCUUUAUCAGAGUCUUCCGCUAAUACUACAAAUGUCCUUUCUUCUCCAGCAAAACGACCUAAAAAUGAUGUAAUUAACGGUUCUUCAAGUCCAACUCAACAAUCUCCACGCGAAAACAAAACGGCUGCACGGGAAAAAAGCAAGACGACACAAACACCAAAAGAACGUAAUCCACCACCAACCGAUAGGCCGGUUCGCAUAUAUGCCGAUGGCAUAUAUGAUUUAUUCCACUUCGGACACGCAAAAUCAUUAGAACAGGCAAAAAAGUCCUUUCCACAUGUGUACCUGCUUGUGGGUGUCUGUGACGACGAGACCACUCACAAAAUGAAAGGAAAAACUGUUCUUAAUGAGCAUGAGCGUGUUGAAUCUCUUCGUCACUGUAAAUGGGUGGACGAAGUUAUUGAGCACGCACCCUGGGUAGUAACAUCAGAAUUCAUAGAAAAAUAUAAAAUCGACUAUGUCGCCCAUGACGAUAUUCCAUAUUCAUCGGAUGACACCUCUGAUGUGUAUGCGUUUGUUAAGGAGCAAGGGCGUUUUCUUCCAACUCAACGCACAGACGGCGUCUCGACUUCUGACCUCAUAACCCGGAUAGUACGAGACUACGAUCAAUAUGUUCGGCGCAAUUUAGAAAGAGGAGUUUCUCCUAGGGAAUUAAAUAUUAGUUUCCUGAAGGAACAGGAGAUCCAUAUGAAAAAAUCCAUCUCUGAAAUCCGCACCACGAUCCAUCAAAAUUGGCACGGAACGAAGGUGGAAUUAAGCAAUGACCUUUCAGAGCUUAAAAAUGAUUUGGCUCAAACGUUUGCCGUUUGGGAAUAUAGAAGUCAGGAAUUUGUAAGGGGGUUUGCUGCAAGGUUUGGUGCAGAAAGUGUUGUGCCACGCAGAACAUCCACAAAUGAGUCUGAAACCACAAAUGGUGGUUCUUCAGAUGAAGAUUUAGUGCACCGUCCGAGAAGUGUAUCCCCCAGUAAAGCAAUUCGCUCAUUGCCUCCAUUCCUUGAAUUCUUAGGUUAUGUAUUCUUUUUCGGUGGGUUCUUGGUCGGUCCAUCCUUCGAUUUUAUGGAUUAUAGGAGAUUUGUCAAUAUGGAAAUGUAUCGAGUUGACAAAACAGAUAAAAUUGAUAAAACAAAUAACGAUAAAAAUCAAUCCAUUAAAGGAUAUUCAUAUGUCAUACCUAAUGGUUCUUUUCCUGCUAUGAAAAAAUUGGCUUCUGGAUUAUUUUUUAUUGUGUGUUUAGUCACUUUCGGAGGAAAUUAUUCAUAUGAAUGGACUUUAAGUGAAGAAUACAAAAAUCUUUCAUAUUACGUAAUUUGGUUGAUCGCUGAAGGUGCAUGUAUCCUUUCAGGAAUUGGGUUUAAUGGUUAUGAUGAAAAUGGUAACGCCAAAUGGAAUCGCGUUACAAACAUUGAUUUUAUUGGGUAUGAGACAGCAGAUAAUAUCAAACAAUUACUAGAAUCUUGGAAUAUGAAUACAAAUAAAUGGCUAAAAAAUUAUGUGUACCUUCGAGUUACACCACCUGGACAAAAACCUAAUUUCUUUUCAACAAUUAUCACUUUUGGAGUAAGUGCUGUAUGGCACGGUUUUUAUCCUGGAUAUUAUUUGACUUUUAUUGGUGGUGCUUUUAUGCAAAAUCUUCAUCGAAAAAUUCAUCGUACUGUUCGUCCAAUCUUCUUAACUACUCGUUUUGCUCCAUAUAAACCUUUAUACAAUUUCUUGGGUUGGCUUACUACACAAUUUUUUAUAAAUUAUCUUGUCAUAUCAUUUGUUCUACUUUCUUUGGACAGUAUUGGAAAAUUUUGUAAACGAAUAAUUGCUUUUGGAGGUGGCGUUCUUGAUUGA
Messenger RNA from Cetraspora pellucida, 1962 nucleotides. The record is from the annotation of a GenBank genome assembly. Lineage: Eukaryota; Fungi; Glomeromycota; Glomeromycetes; Diversisporales; Gigasporaceae.